GGUCCCGGUAAACCUCUCCUAGCGGUAUCGAUUACUGCCUUCAGCCUAGUCCUAAGACCUAAGCCCAUAAUCGUAGGAGAGCGCAGAAGGUCUGUAUUUUAAGCGAAUUCGGCUACAUUUGUUGCAAACAAGCGAGAUUGAUGAGGUUGAGUCAUACGUGUUUACAAGUUCAAACGUACUACGCGACAGUUUACUUAUGACAACCACCAAGUGGUAGGCUUCAAUAGCUCAUAUUAUUAUCACAAAAGACUGCAGCCAAAUUCCGGUGCGAUUCCAGAUCUUGUUGCUACCAUUCUCCGACUGCUUUACUGCUGCUGCUACAACACAACACAGGCGCUUCACUUCAAUAUACAUAUGAUACAGAAUAUGAUGGCUGAGGAGGAAGAGGUUACUGUCGGGCAGUGGGUACGUGUGCGUUGGGAGGAUGAUCAGUUCUAUCUGGGUUCCGUGACCAAAGCCACCAGCGGUGACAACACUGAUGCCGUGAUCGUCAAAUUCUCAGAUGACCGUGAAGUAGAGGUUCCACGAAGUGAUGUAUACGUUGUGGGAGGGUCGCAGGAUAACGGGGCCACCACUGACUUCAUGGUGAUGAGUGGGGGCGACUCUGGCUGUCAGUUCCGCACUGAGGUCCAAGCCACGGCGAAAACAUUGGAGGAGGCAAAGGUCGACUGGACAAUACCUGCUGCUACCAUCGAUAGGCCCGCAGGACCAAUGACACUACGCUCGCAUGGUGACGAUGCUGGUUUGUAUCCAGUCCAACACAACACAUCGAGGCUUCACGCCACCCAGUAUGACGUGGAUAACAUCAACACGAGGGUCGUGGGGACCGUGUUGAUCAAGACAGAGAAUACCGUGGCUGCGAGUGCCAGCACAGCUACUAGCUCGUCCAUCAGCAAAACUGAGGAACUGAUGGCCGCAGAAGUGUUGAGUACGCUAUCCAAUCUCUCCUGUGACGGUGCAGUGACUGAUGAAAAUGGCAUUGCCCGAGUGAACAGUGAGGAAGAAAAGGGCGCCUCAACCGCAUCCACCGUGGCUUCACCAACCUCGGCCAACGGCCAGAAGCUGAGACCUCUUAUGAUUAAGAACGGUAAACAAAUAGCCGAGAGACGUACAGUGAGUUCGACUUUGACGCUGGCGGCGAAGGGAUCGAAUAGUAAACUGGAUGGCACCAAACCUUUAUAUUGCUGCUUAUAUCAGACUUGUCAAAAGGAAUUAGGGACGUAUGCCGGUAUGAAGAAGCAUAUCACUUCCGUGCACUGUAUAACACAGUAUGUGGGAAGAUACAUGACCAAGAUUACGGAGAAAAAUGCGAGCUUACCGCUUGCGAGGAUUGACAAGGUGCCUGAGGAUGUUAAUGCAGGCAUCAAGUGUCGAAAGCGCUAUGGCGUAGCCGAACGAGAUCAGUGGUGUGCCAAAUGCCGCUGGAAGAAAGCGUGCGAGCGAGUAUGAAGGGGUCCUUUGCCCCACAAGCACGUACUACAACCGGGUGAAGAAUGCUUUCCCCAACGUCAAUUUAGUUUAGACGGCGAAGUUAGUCGUGUGCAACCAAGUUCCAGUUAUCAGACGGAGUCAAGACAACGAGACGGCGUGAACAGGUGGUAGGUGUAGCAUAGUCAUCUGGCCCCGUGACCCCGUCCUUCACCCAGAAAAAAUCCCUACGGUCCUUAUUUGGAAUUUGGGGCCACAAACUUUAGGGUCAAAAAGAUCCAUUUUCCAAGUUUUUAGGUUCUGUCACCACCAAAAUCGGCAUAUUUGUCGUAAAAUUAGAGUCAAUCACAUGUACAAAAACUUGCUUUGGCGGGUGGAAUGUCCCCUCACAAACAGUAUAGCGUUACCAAUGUUUCUGGUCUAUGAGCUAUACAUUUCGACAUGAUCAGUACUGUUGACAACACUGCAUCCCCGAAACUCGAUGAAUAUAAGUGGUUUCAAGGUAUCGAAAAAGUGUACAUUCUUCUACGAACCCCAACCCAACCCAACCCCCCCGGUGAGAAUCCGCGCCCCGUGAAUUUAAGAAUAGAGCCGAUAUAUAAUGUAAAUUUAAUUUACAAUUUGAUAUUAAAAGAGCCUAUACGCAAAAG
This is a messenger RNA of Sphaeroforma arctica JP610, 2078 nucleotides long. RefSeq lists its product as hypothetical. NCBI's taxonomy places the organism in Eukaryota, Ichthyosporea, Ichthyophonida. Bases 355 to 1449 code for a protein of 364 amino acids. Gene Ontology annotation, cellular component: nucleus. The record is from RefSeq and is a predicted model, not a curated record. The transcript is spliced from 10 exons. Gene Ontology annotation, biological process: regulation of transcription by RNA polymerase II. Gene Ontology annotation, molecular function: DNA-binding transcription factor activity; RNA polymerase II cis-regulatory region sequence-specific DNA binding.